This is a messenger RNA of Hydra vulgaris (swiftwater hydra), 1271 nucleotides long. The record is from RefSeq and is a predicted model, not a curated record. NCBI's taxonomy places the organism in Eukaryota, Metazoa, Cnidaria, Hydrozoa, Anthoathecata, Hydridae.
AUGUUUUUUCACAAGUGUUUCAUUCUCUGAUUCUAAUCGUUUAAAAAAGUUACGGUCUUAAAGCAGACAAAAAAAGAUUCGUGUAUAAUGGGUCUGUUAAGCCAUGCAAUGUGUACUACAACAACUCUUCUUCACAAUAAAACUGUUAUAAUAACUGGUGCAAAUGUUGGGAUUGGCAAAGAAACUGCUUUAGAACUUGCAAAGCGUGGAGCAAAUGUAGUAAUGGCUUGCAGAGACUUGAAAAAAGGAGAAGUUGCAUUGAAUGAAAUAAAAUCUGCAAGCAAAAAUGAUAAUAUAUUUUUGAAAAGUCUUGAUCUUUCCUCCUUAGAAUCAGUUCGGGAAUUUGUUGCAAAUUUUCUUCAAGAGUUUAAUACACUACACAUCUUGAUAAACAAUGCAGGUAUAAUGAUGUCACCAUAUUGGAAAACAAAAGAAGGAUUUGAAAUGCAGAUUGGUGUCAAUCAUUUUGGUCAUUUUGUUUUAACCAAUUUGCUGUUAAAAUGCAUGUUAAAAACAGAGGGUCAUGGAAGAAUUAUAAAUGUAAGUUCACGAGCGCAUGGCUAUGGUAGUAUCAAUUUUGAUGAUAUUAAUUCUGAAAAGAGUUAUAAUAGUGUAAAAGCAUAUGCUCAAAGCAAACUAGCGAACAUUCUUUUUACUGAAGAACUUCAGCGCAAGUUAGUAAAUACCAAUCUUACCACUUAUUCUUUGCAUCCAGGUUUUGUUAAAACAGAUCUUGGUCGUUAUGGAUUACUUACAAGAUUUUUUUAUGCUACUGCUGGUAGUUUGGUUGCAAAAACCUCCCAACAAGGCGCCCAAACUUCUAUUUACUGUGCUACUAAAGAAGGGUUAGAAGAACAUGCAGGUAAAUACUUUGCAGAAUGCAAAGUAUCACCAACUUCUAAUUCUGCGUGCGGUGAUGAAAUACAGGCAAAAAAAUUAUGGGACCUUAGUGAAAAAAUGACUGGUACAGUAUUUGAACUUUAACUUCUAUUUUAUUAUAACUUUGCAUCGUAAAUAUAUUUUAUUUAAAAUUAAAAAAAAAAUUAUUUGAUUUUUUGUUUAUUGUGUAAUUUUUUAAUAGUGCUAAACUUAUUUAUUUUUUAAUAGUAAUUUGAUGGUUAUUUUAUUUUAAGUUAUAUAUUUCUGUGUUUUUUUAUUUUAUUUAUAUAAUUUUUUUUUUUUACAUUGUGAUAAUCAUAUCUAUCAAUUUUGAGUCAAAAUUUUAAUUGUUAACUACUUGGAUAAUACUGAUUAAAUUAUUUUUGUUCUUC